AGGGCCCCCUGAGGGGUCUUCAGAUUCUGGGAAAUGUCUGAUUGGCAGAUGUUAAAAGGGAUUCUUCAGUAAUCCUGUGCAUCAAUGAGCUGCACAAAUUCAGUCCAGGACUGCAAGGAUUCAGGCAUGAGGACGCUGUGCAGCAGGCUCGCACAGGCAGACCCAAGAUGGACAGAACCUUGGAAUCCCUGAGACACAUCAUUGCCCAAGUGUUGCCUCACAGAGACCCGGCUCUAGUCUUCAAAGACUUGAAUGUAGUGUCAAUGUUACAGGAAUUUUGGGAAAGCAAGCAGGAGAGGGCUGCGUUCCCAAGUGAAGGAGUGGUGGUCUACGAGUCACUGCCAUCUCCUGGGCCUCCCUUCGUGAGUUACGUGACCCUCCCAGGAGGAAGCUGCUUUGGCAACUUUCAGUGCUGCUUAAGUAGAGCUGAGGCCAGACGGGAUGCAGCGAAAGUGGCCCUAAUCAACUCCCUCUUCAAUGAGCUGCCCUCUCGCAGGAUCACCAAGGAAUUCAUAAUGGAGAGUGUGCAGGAAGCGGUUGCCUCCACCAGCGGCACACUGGACGACGCAGACGACCCCAGCACCAGCAUCGGGGCCUAUCACUACAUGCUGGAGUCGAACAUGGGGAAGACCAUGCUGGAAUUUCAGGAGCUGAUGACCAUUUUCCAACUACUGCACUGGAACGGGAGCCUGAAAGCCCUUCGUGAAACCAAGUGUUCCCGACAGGAAGUCAUCUCCUACUAUUCCCAGUAUUCCCUAGAUGAAAAGAUGCGCAGCCACAUGGCCCUGGACUGGAUCAUGAAGGAGCGGGAAUCGCCAGGAAUUCUCUCUCAAGAACUACGAAUGGCCCUGAGGGAGUUGGAGGAAGCCAGGAAAGCAGGACAAGAACUACGGUUUUACAAAGAAAAGAAAGAAAUCCUGAGUUUAGCCCUGACUCAGAUCUACAGUGAGUCUGACACUUCCUCACCCAGUGAUGAUCAGCUGAGCCUCACGGCCCUUUGUGGCUAUCACUAGCAAGCCCUGGUCCCAGCUGCCCCCGAGGUUGGCAGAGGCUGGACUCUAACAUUAGGAAGCUCACUGAAGGAGGUCAUCGGAGGCUUUAGCACUGAUAGCUACUAGCUGAAGGCUGUUCUAAUCCUCCCACCCCCCUAUUCACAGCAUCUGAGAGUAGUAGAACCUUACAGGACCCAACAUCCCACUCAAUGCAAUUUUCCUAUCAUGCUCUCAAUGGUUCCACUUGAGACUGAAAGGACAGAGACAGGAUUAUUGAAAAAUAUUUUCCAGGCGUGGCUCCAGCCUAAAGCCCAGUUGACAUGUGCCUGGCUAGAUUAUAUAGUUGUUUCAAAGAAUUGGCAGGUGUAGUAUCCCCUAGAAAAACAUGAGCCAGGACUGCCAAAAGUAGCAUGAUAGCAAUUUUUUAAAACACUUGGGAUUGAAUAAAUACAGAUUGUUUUUAAAAUAUCCAAAAGUCAGAGUUUAUUCCUAAACUUUGUAAGCUUAGAGAUAGCUUACCCUCUACUAGGUAUGACCCAAAACUAUAGUGAAAAUUUUAUCUGGACACCUGACUAUCAAAGAUCUUAAAGGGGUAAUAAUAUGAAAAUACUAGAUAAAUUUAAUGUGGCUUAAAAUGCCAUUGUAAUAAUAAUUUUUAAAAAUCCAUGCUCUUCUAUAUGGGGAUAAAUGUCAUCUAGAAUAGUACCCUCACUCAUACUGUUACAAAGAAUUAAUAUCCUAUGUUUGGAAUCUUGUGAUCAGUCAUGUUCAUUUUUAAUUUGCAAAUAGAUAACUUGAUUUGUUUUUAUUUUUGCCCCUGCUGUCAUACAUCUGUAAGGGGGAAAUUACUGGCAAUUUAAGGGUUAAAACAUUUUGAGAAAUCGAUAGCAUUUAACAGUGCUUGCAUCUGAUUCAUUUCUCAUGCAUGAGAGAGAAGGGAUCUUUAGCUGUCUUUGUUAUUGUUCAAGAACCUGGGCCACCAGUAGCUCAAAUGUGGUGUCACUUUAAAGUUUAAAUUACCGGAAUCUUCUUUAAAGAUGAGAUAAGAUAUUGCCAUCUCUCUUUGAAAAUGGCUUGGAUCAAUUAACUGGUUAGAAAACAAAAAGCAAAUACAAACCAAUUUUUAGAUGGUUCCUGUUCACUCAAAUUUAAGAAUGGCAGUAGUGUCAAUUUUCAACGCUUGCAGGUAUUUCCAUAUCUAUAACAUGAAAAGGAUUAUCCUACACUUAGUCCAAUAAUUCAAAUUAAAGAAAACAGUUUUCUCAAUUUUAAAUAAGGUUUCUUUUUCUUCUUGUUUAGGCAAAUGCAGACUAACUUUCCUGAAAGCUAAAACCAUUAUAAUUAAUCAAAGUUUACAAAAACAUUAUAGUUUAGCCUCAUAUCUAAAUAGGUUCAAAGGUAAUUGUCACUCCUUAAAUCCCUAUGAAAACUACUUAUAAUUUGGAAUUAGCCUUGAUAAUAAAAAAUUAACUUCAUGCAUCAUAUUUCUCAUAUCAGGGGAAAAUUUAGCUACAUAUCUGCCCUACUCUAAUGUCUUGAAAAGGUAACAUUAUAUAAUAUUAGAUAAAUUUUAUUUAAAAAUAUUGUUUUAACAAAAAUCACCUUCCUCCCCAUAAUGAGGCUAAACGUCACCUAGAAGAAAACUUUAUUCUCUUAUAUUCCUGAAAAGGAAUUAGAAUCAAUACAUGUAAGUUGAAUAAAUUUUAAAAUUAAUAAAACUAUUUAAAGUAAUUUUUUCAUAAAGUCACUACCCUUUAUCACUUCAAAAAAGCCACAAUUCUCAUGUCCAGUGUGAUUAAAGGUAGGUACAGCUUUACUGCAUUUGCAGCCUUUGACAAUGACCACCGCAAGCUGACACCAUCUAAUUAGAUGCAGGAACAGGAAUCAGCUAGAAAAAUAUUAAAUUUACUCUCUGCCCUACAAUUAGAAAACUGUACCCAUUCUGUAAAUUAAAAGCCGAGGUUCCCCCUUGGCCACUAUCAGUUUUUCCCAGCUGGUCAAAACUGCCUGAUCUUCUUGGAAUUGUGGAAGCUACAGCAAAAAACACUAAAGUCAGAAUCUUUACCACUGUUGGUCCCUUUGAUGCUCAUUUAUAGCAAAUCUCUUUCAGCUAAGACAUAAUGGCUGUCAGUACCUCAUAUAAACAUCUAUAAUCCUGGCCCAGAGAAGAGCAGGGUUGAAGAGCAAAGUAGAUUAUUAUUAUUUUUCCUUUUCUAU
This is a messenger RNA of Equus quagga, 3209 nucleotides long. RefSeq names its product limb and CNS expressed 1 (gene LIX1). Gene Ontology annotation, cellular component: cytoplasm. Gene Ontology annotation, biological process: autophagosome maturation. The transcript has 6 exons. The coding region runs from base 168 to 1013 and encodes 281 amino acids. The record is from RefSeq and is a predicted model, not a curated record. Lineage: Eukaryota; Metazoa; Chordata; Mammalia; Perissodactyla; Equidae.